Molecule: messenger RNA, 3606 nt
Organism: Homarus americanus (American lobster)
Lineage: Eukaryota; Metazoa; Arthropoda; Malacostraca; Decapoda; Nephropidae
Gene: Vamp7
Product: vesicle-associated membrane protein 7-like
Exons: 7
Coding region: 158-820 (220 amino acids)
Biological process (GO): exocytosis; vesicle fusion
Cellular component (GO): membrane; SNARE complex
Molecular function (GO): SNARE binding; SNAP receptor activity
Source: RefSeq, a predicted model, not a curated record
AGGAGAAGCCAAAGCCAGUGAACACUUUCGGAGACGGACCAUAUGAUUUCGUUCCAGUAAACAAAGUCUGAGGCAGGGAGGGUGGUGACGCAUCCUCUUGUCCUUCGUUCACAAUUUCCAAGCGUGAAUACCUGGACAACCUAGUGUGAUAUCAGAAAUGCCGCUCUUAUACAGUGUGAUUGCCCGAGGCACAACAGUCCUCGCCCGAUAUGCAACGUGUGCUGGAAAUUUUGCCGAGGUGACAGAGCAGAUCUUGGCAAAAAUCUCACCUGGAGAGUCUGGACGUUUAACAUAUUCUCAUGGUUCAUAUUUAUUCCAUUAUGUGGCUGAAGAUGGUGUGGUGUACCUCUGUAUCACUGAUGAUGAGUUUGAGCGACAACGAGCUUUCCUGUUCUUGGAAGACAUCAAACAGAGGUUCCAAGCCACUUACGGGGCCCGAAUCCACAAUGCGCUCCCCUAUGCCAUGAACAGCGAAUUUGCUCAGGUUCAGGCAAGUCAGAUGAAGCACUACACAGAGUCACGAGAGAUUGACAAGAUCUCACGUCUGCAAGGGGAAGUGAGUGAUGUGAAGGAUAUCCUGGUGAAGAAUAUUGAGAACUUGGCAUGUAGAGGAGAGAGACUCGAGCUAUUGAUAAACAAGACAGAAAAUCUCAACACCUCGGCUGUUACAUUCAAAACUACAAGUCGCACGUUGGCUAGAAGCCUUUGGUGGAAGAAUGUCCGCAUCAUCAUAAUCAUCAUCUUGGGUUUAGGGGCUAGCAUCUAUAUCAUAGGUGCAAUGGCAUGCGGCCCAACAUGGAAGCAUUGCACUGAGAAGUAGGAUGGUCACAUGUGAGAAGAUAUGGACCUGCAGUGGGAUACGUUUAAAGACAUUUUGUCCUUAUUCGGAGAAUAUCCAAGUCCAGCACUAGUUUCAUUCUUGGUUGAAUUAUCUCAUCUACCACAUAAGUAAAGAUCAUGUGUGAAAACCAGUGAUGUAUGAGGUCAGACAAACUUUCUCUAAAAAAUACACACAUCACCAGUAUCAGUAAUUUUUUUACAUUACAGUGUAUUACUAUUAGAGUGAAGCAUUGACUGACCAAAUAUUCUAGUUUCCUACUUUUGGGUUUGAUUACCUUUCAUCUUCAUAAUGUGAGUGAUUUCAUCUUUCAUCCUGCUUUUUCAUCAGUCAUUAGGCUCAUUAUUGCUGUGUUGUAACAACAUAAUCAUUGUUGUACAGUACUUAUAAGUGAGCAGUGUUACUGUAUUUCCCGAAAUUCUCAUGUAUUAAAUAAUUCAAUAAAUAUCUAAAUACUGUAUAUUAUAAAGAUAAUAUUGAUACAAUGUAAUUUACUGUUCAUGAAAAAAUUCAAUCACAGGGGUGACUUUCAUUCUUGAUAAGUUAUGAUCCCGUCAGUUAGAAUCAUGGGACAUUUGUGAGUACAGUGCUUCUAUAUAUUUCAGCCUGUCUCUGUGUCAGCAUGUUUUUCUUAUAUAUACUUAGGCAUUAUGUAAGAUCAUACCUCGGUGUAUAAAAACAAAAAAAAUUACUCUUGUAGUUUCUCUUAAAUGAGAUAAUAUUAAUUUGCAGUGUUAUUGGAUUUAUAUGAUGAGUUUACAAAGCUUUAUCAACCAUCACAAACUUUCAAAAACUCGACAAGUACACUCACACGCUGUACAUGCUGUGCUGGCUAUUUAUAAUUGGUCAAGUUAUAUAUUGUAAGUAACAGUGUUGUCUGUGAUUGCACCUGCAUGAAAGCCAAUGUAGAAAUGCUUCCACUGCAAUGAGAUUACUUGGAUAUGAUUAUUGGAUUGUUAUCAAGUUAUAUAGAUAAUAUAUAUUUUGAAAGGAUAAAGGGGUUGCUUAAAUCAAGUUAUUUAAUGGCUUAUAUAGAAAUAUAUCUGUGUUUACUUAAGUCCCCUCAUAAGGUAAGGGGUCAAUAUUAUUACAGUGCUGUAUUGCACUCUGACAUUGUACCAGCUUAGUAUAGUUGGCUGACUUGAAACAGACCGGUUAAAUGGUGAUUCUUAUUAGAUGUGUGGUUAUUGGCUUCUGAUGUAUGUAAGAAUCAGCCCUUUUUUUAUAUACUGUAUACUGUAAUUGGAGAGGACCAUUUUGUUUAGUAACUUAGAUUUACUUUGUGCUCUGUAAGUAAUUUACAGUACAAUAUGAAAUUGGGUUACCAAUUAUCAAGAGAACCUCCAAGUAUAAUUUUCCAUUGUCAAAAAGUGUUGCUCACUUACUGACUGUUACCAGAUAAUAGAUUGGAGUGCAUCUUAGUCACUUGUAGCUUUUUACUCCUUACAUAAGUGUCUUGUUUCAGUUGAAUAUGAUAAUAGUUUUGUUUGAAAAGGAUUUAUCUACGGCCAAUAUUCAGUUGUAUGUAGAUUUAUUAAUCACACAGUAAAUGUCAAAGGGAUUUAAAAUCUUUAUUGCAGGGCCUCAAAAGUAAUGAAUUUCCCAUAAUUCUUAUACAAUUGCUGACUAUCAUUUACCUUUAUUAUCAAGUGAAAUAACAAUGAGGUGAAGAUCUUAACCAUUGUAGUAUUCACUGCAGCUAUUUUCCUGAAUUGAGUGAAAAAGUCUGCACAAUAAUAUUUGUAUUGAGUGGGAUUACUUGAGUCCUCGACUAUUUAAAAAAUUUUAGCUAAUGUUCCUUCGUAAAUGGCAUUAAUGGCACACUAAACCAAAUGUAUGGCAAUUUUUUGUGUAGUAAAUUUAUCACUACAGCGCACGGAAAGAAUUUCAGUUUAACUUCACGUUAUGAAGGACUGGUCCAAGUGAGAUACAGUCUGUUUUGGGGUCCAUGAAGUAAUCUGUCGUUGAAGUAUAUUUUGUGUGAGAAAGCAACUAUAGGCAUGACUUACAUGGGGAUAAAGUAUGGUAGUGAAUACUAUUUGUAAAUAUGCUGUGAUAGCACCUUUAGUUUAAGCCAGUGUCUUUAAAACACUUGAUGCAUUAGUGAUAUUAUAGAAACUUACGAUGAUGUGACAUUUUUCAUAUGCUUCCUCUUAGACUUGAAUUAUUUCCUUUUCCUUUAAGGCUUAUAUGAGGCUGUAGUUUACCGGUAUUUUCUCAUACAGUAAUUUAUAACUUGUGUGAUUUUCAAGUGUAGUGAGUUCAUAGGUCUUAAGAUGAUUUUCUGAAGCACUAGAAGGAAUUUUUCUAUGAAUAUCCUGUAAGUUAGAUUAAUUAUUGGCAAACUUACCUACUCCACAGUUUAUAAAUCUCAAACUAUAUGGUGAGUAAUGGUGAUUUAGAUUAAUAAUUCUCAAGAUGUUAUAAGUUACCAUUGGAUUGCCUUGUAGCAGUGUUACAGGGUGAUAAGUGACAGUUGAUCUGUUCGUGUUUAAAUGUGCUUGUAAAAGACUAAUUUGCGAAAUUAAUAUGGCCAUACAAGCCUAGAAUAUUAUAGUAAGGUAAUUCAAAUACUCCAAAGUGGAUCUUGUUGAUACGAAGAAUCUGUUUAUGUAUAUUGUUUGAGCACUGUUGGAUACAUAGCAUUACUUGUUUUUAUUCAUAAGGAUGCAUGCAAAGUAAUUCAUUGGAAAAUUUGUAAUUUAAUUUUUAUAUUCUUGAUAUGCAAAUAUAAUACAGAUGAGUACUAAAAUAAAAUGUGAUAAUAA